AACGCCACACUCAUCAGCCCUGUGGCCCAAAGCAAAAGCAUCUCACAUUCCAGUUUCACAGAAAACCAAAAGCAUAGCAACAUCGAAACGCGCGAAACACAGGAUGAAGGUUCAAAUCAAAGUUCCCAAGUUUAUGAAGCCCAAGGCACAAGAGCCAAAAAGGGGCAAGGCGACGGUCGACGGCAAGUUCUUCAGCGCCAUUCCCCGAUGGGAAAGUGAAGUUUCGGAAUCUUCAACAGCAGAUGAAACACUACGGGAUGAUAGCUGGAUGUCCUCUGAUGAACCUGGUCACCACAGGCAUUCUCCUCUGGUGGCCCAACAAGUGCUGGUAGCUCAACAAGAAAAGGGCGUGAAGAUAAUUCCAGAGACCCGAGAAGAUGAAAUUCGCAAUCUUAAUAUUGCAAUGGCCAGAGCCAAGGAAUUGCCCAGAACUAGCUACUUCACCAGCAACCACGUCAUGGUAAACCGUGUCCGAGAAAAGCGAAAUGUGCCUCCUCUGGGCCGAUCUCCUGAGCUUGACGAAGUGGCCAGAUGGCACGCACAGCAAAUGGCUGAAGCAGCAGAGGGCAUGUUCCAUGCAGACCCCACCGAAAUUGUAUCACGUCUUGGCAAGCCCAGCCGGAGAAUAGGAUCCAAUGUUGCCGUGGGAGAGUCAGUUCGACAUAUGCAUGCCAAAAUGAUGGAAAAGAGAGGAGACUUCAACAAUUUGAUCGACCGGCGGUACAUCCAGUUUGGCAUGGGAACUGCACCAGGGCCAAACGGAGAUCUUUAUAUGUGCCAGAUCUACAGAGGAUAACAGAUAAUUGUUGAUAGGAAAUAGCUUCAAAAUAAUAUGGUAUGUUGUGGCCUGUAGGGAUAUUAUUGUGGUUCCGGUUCCUGUGCUUCCUUGGCUUCAGUGCGACAGCUACAUCCAGUUCGUCAAGGGAAACGCAGCAGGGCCCAAUAGAGAACUUUAUGUGCCAGAAGGCAGUUGUCGUUAGGGCGGAUGUGAUUAUGGUUCCCAUUGCUUUGUUUGCUUCAAAAAGGAGACUUCAAUAACCAUUUGAUCCACCCACAGUACGUCCAGUUUGGCAUGGGACUGCACCAGGGCCAAUGGAGAACUUUGCAUGUGCCACUAUUUUAGGGUAACAGAUAAUUGUUGAUAGGAUUAGCUUCAAAAUAAUAUGGGUGG
Seminavis robusta is the source of this 1171-nucleotide messenger RNA. The record is from the annotation of a GenBank genome assembly. Lineage: Eukaryota; Bacillariophyta; Bacillariophyceae; Naviculales; Naviculaceae.